GCUCCAAUCGCCCACCAUGGAUGCGCAACAGAAUGACGAGCUCUACCCCAUCGCCGUCCUCAUCGACGAGCUCAAGGUCAACAACCCUCGACUCUUUGUAUCCAUGGCCUCGCUUCUGACGCGCUUUAUANNGCAUGACGAUGUCUUGCUCAGACUGAACGCCAUCCGCCGCUUGUCCACCAUCGCCCUUGCUCUUGGCCCCGAGCGCACCAGAGAUGAGCUCAUACCCUUCCUUGAUGGUACUGUCUAUCCGAUCACGCCUGCAUCGCUCGAAAGGCAAUCACUAACCUUCUACAAANNAGAAUCUGUCGAGGACGAAGACGAGGUCUUGACUGCCCUGAGCGACGAGCUCGGUGGUUUCGUCGAGUAUGUCGGUGGCCCAGAGUACGCUCACGUGCUGCUCUCCCCUCUCGAGAACCUCGCCGCCAUUGAGGAACUGCUCGUCAGAGAUAAAGCCGUCGACUCACUCAACAAGAUUUGCGAACAAUUAUCAACCGAACAGAUCGACCAGUACUUCAUUCCCCUGAUCGGCAGACUCUCAAAAGCAGACUGGUUCACCGCAAAGAUUUCAUCCACUGGCGUCUACAAGGUCGCAUACACCAAGACCGAUCCCCAGACACAAGAGUCCCUGAGGCAGGGUUUCGCACAGCUCGUCCACGAUGAUACACCCAUGGUCCGUAGACAGGCAGCUAUCAACUUGGCCAAGUUCUUGCGCGUCAUGCCGCCGAACGUCGUCAUCGAAGAGAUGAUUCCUCUUUUCCAACAUCUCGCAGGCGACGAUCAGGACAGCGUUCGUCUUCUUACCGUCGAAAUCCUGGUUGCCAUCGCAGAGACUGUCCCCAAGGAGCAGCAAUCGAGCCACGGCGUUCUUCUCACUGCACUAAGAAGCCUUUUCGAGGACAAGAGCUGGAGAGUACGCUACAUGGUCGCAGAGAAGUUCGAGAAGAUUGCCAAGGCUGUUGACGAUGAGGUUGUCAGCCGUGAUCUUGUUCCCGCCUUCAUCAAGCUCCUCAAAGACACCGAGGCCGAGGUGCGAACUGCCAUCGCCGGUCAAAUCCCUGGAUUCUGCGCCCUCAUCGAGAGAGAUGUGCUGCUCCAGGAGGUCAUGCCCGCAGUUGAGGAGCUUGUCUCGGACUCUUCGCAACAGGUGCGCGCCUCGUUCGGUACCCAGAUUAGUGGUCUGGCUCCCAUCCUCGGCAAGCAGGAGACCACCGAGCACCUUUUGCCCAUGUUCCUCCAGAUGCUCAAGGACGAGUUCCCCGAUGUCCGUUUGAACAUCAUCUCCAAGCUCGAGCUUGUCAACGACGUCAUCGGUAUCGAACUCCUGUCGCAGUCGCUCCUCCCUGCCAUCGUCCAGCUCGCAGAAGACAAGCAGUGGCGUGUCAGACUGGCCAUCAUCCAACAUCUUCCUCUUCUAGCUUCUCAGCUCGGUGUCAAAUUCUUCGACGAGAAGCUUUCCAGCCUCUGCAUGUCUUGGCUUGGUGACACUGUCUUCAGCAUCCGCGAGGCCAGCACCCAGAACCUCAAGAAGCUUACAGACGUUUUUGGUGUGCAAUGGGCCAACGAGGCUAUCGUCCCCAAGGUUGUUGCUAUGGGCGGCCACCCUAACUACCUGUACCGCAUGACCACUUGCUUUGCAGUUUCGUCCAUCUUCCCCAUCCUCUCAAACCUUGUGAACGACCAGAUCCCCAACAUCAGAUUCAACGUCGCAAAGUCAUAUGCAGUAUUGAUCGACGUCCUCAAGCGUCUGCCUGAUACCGAGUCAACAGUCCUGUCGCUCGAAAAGACGGGUAAGACUGCAUCAGGAAGUCCCCAGGGUGACCAGCUUAUCCGGGAACAAAUCAUGCCUAAUCUGGAAAAACUCAUGACUGACGACGAUGUCGAUGUGCGCUUCUUCGCAAGCCAGGCGGCCAAGAGCUACAGCGACGCCAUGCAAUCA
Messenger RNA from Aureobasidium uvarum, 1939 nucleotides. Lineage: Eukaryota; Fungi; Ascomycota; Dothideomycetes; Dothideales; Saccotheciaceae. The record is from the annotation of a GenBank genome assembly.